Plasmodium gonderi is the source of this 2007-nucleotide messenger RNA. RefSeq lists its product as hypothetical. Gene Ontology annotation, cellular component: membrane. The transcript has a single exon. Lineage: Eukaryota; Apicomplexa; Aconoidasida; Haemosporida; Plasmodiidae. Bases 1 to 2007 code for a protein of 668 amino acids. The record is from RefSeq and is a predicted model, not a curated record.
AUGCCUUUUUUAAAUAAUGUGUUAAAUGUAAAAGAAUUAGUUUAUAAGCUGAACAGUACGAAUUUUUUAUGUACAUGGAAAACUUGCAAACUGCACAUAGAAUGUGUCCAACACACAUAUAUUGAAUGUAAUAAUGUGAAAAAAACUUAUAUUAAUAGCUUGCUUAAAAGAACACAUAGAAAAAGGUUAUUGCUAUUUUCGAAAGGUGAAAAAUAUGUGUUCGCUGUAAAGGGGAAAAAAAUGCACAAUGCGAAAUCGAGGAAAAGGAAAAACAAAUUUGCAUCUAAAUGGAGAAACAAAUACCUUUUGCAUAAGGUUCAUAUCGAUUUAUUAAAUGAGGAAUUAAAAAAUGUUGAAAAAAAAAUUAAUGGAAAAUGUAUGGACAAAAUUACAGAUAAGGAAAUUUCCGUAGCACAUUUUAAAUACCCAAGUCAAAAAUUAUAUAAAGCAAGUGAGGAAGAAAUAAAUUUAAUUAAUAAAAGUGAAAGACAAUAUUAUUUACCCUUAGAAUGUGAGAAUAGCACUAUUAUAAGAUUAAUCAACAUAAAGAAUAAAGUAUCAUCGCCAAUUUUUCGAUGUGUUCGUAAUAGCAGAUUUGGAUUGAGAAAAAAUGAAAGAAUUUUUUUCUUCUUUUACUCAUCCCUUAUUUGUUCCUUCUGUUUUUUAAUGGGUUUGUGGCAGUAUAAAAAAGUGGGGAAAAAGAAGUUUCUAAUUGAUUACAUUUUGCACAAUUUAAAUAAACCAAUUAUAGGACUUGGUGAUUCAAACUUUCCAUGGUAUGAUGAUUUUUCAACUUUGAAAAAGAAUUCCAAAAAUUUCAAUCAAAAUUUAGUACAAUACGAAAACGAAAAUGAUUUUCUUAGAAGUGUCAAUGUAUUAAAUGCAUUUUUCAGAGUGCUAUCGUUUUAUGAACAAAUUAAAGUUUUCCAUAACCAAAUUUUUAGAAAAAUGGAUAAAUUAAACCAUAAUAGUGAAAGCGAAAUAGAUAUGAGAGAAAUACAUGUACAGAAUGACGAUGUGAGAAUAUCAAAUAGUGAUAUUAGAAAUGAAGAAAGAAACAAAUUAACCAUCGAUUUGGAAAAUGUUCAUAAUGUACACGAAUGGAUGAGUAGAAUAAGAAACGAAAAUUUUGCAAUUUCUUUUUGGAGAAAAUUUUUUAAAAAAGAUGUAACAGAAGACGAACUGAAAAAAAUUGUAAUCGAAAAGUAUAAAUAUAGGAGAGUUCAAUUAACUGGAGUACUGGACACCACUAACGAAUUUUAUGUGGGGCCCAAAUUACAGGAGCAGAGUAAAAAAAAAAAUUAUUAUUAUGUAAUUUGUCCUAUAUUUUUAAAGAAUGGCAAAUGUAUAUUAGUAAAUAGAGGAUUAAUUUCUGAAGAAAUAUUAGUAGAGAAAAAGAAAGAAAUGCCCAAAGUAGUGACAAUUAGGGGUGUAUUGGAUCCUGGUGAAUUAUAUGAAAGCUCCUUUAAAAAAAUUAAGAAUUUUUCGAACAAAAAUGUGUACAGUAAUUAUCUCUAUUAUUACAAUGUUGAAGAAAUUUGUCACCAUGCAAAUAUUUCACAUUUCAAAGGAUCCACUUUUUUUAUUGCCAAUAUAUAUGAUAUAAUAGUUCAUGAAGAUUAUAAUAAUGAUAUAAUAAAGGACCAUUAUUCGAAUUGGAAUAAGGAUGGUACCAAUUUACUAGAUUCACAUAUGUGCAAGUUAAAUGGUAUUACAAUAAAUGAUAUGGAUCGGGAAAGUCAAGAAAGGAUAAAACGCUUGUUGAAAGUAGGUGAUAACUGCAAAAGCGGCAUAAAUAAUAGGAAUGAAACAUAUUCAUCUGUUCAGAAUGGAAAACCAUUUCGAUAUGAUGAACAUUUUAUACAUAAAAAGAAAAGGGAGUAUUACAAGUUUUAUGCAGAUGAGACAACUCAUUUUAAUUAUGCUUGUCAGUGGUUUCUUUUUUCUUUUGUCUUUUCAACUAUCUCCGUAUUUAAGUUUUUACAGUUUAAGAAAUGGGUUUUUUGA